CCUCAGAAAUCCCUCUAUAAAUUUUGCAAACAACGUGCUAUCUCCUACAAUAUCAGCGCUUAGCUUUCUGUUCUUUUCUCUCAUUAUAAUACCUACCUAGUUUUCUGUUGCACGAUAACAGACUAAAAAUGGAGUUCCAUCUUACACGCAUUCUUGCUUUCCUUUCUUUUGCACUUGUGGCAAGCCACGCUGCCUUGCCACCUGAACUUUACUGGAACUCUGUGCUGCCUAACACUCCUAUGCCAAAAUCUGUCAGAGAUCUUCUACACCCAGACUUGGUGGAAGACAAAAGCACUUCUGUUGCUGUAGGGAAGGGUGGUGUAAAUGUUGAUGCAGGAAAAGGGAAGCCAGGGGGCACUGCUGUUAAUGUAGGAAAGGGUGGUGUGAGUGUUGAUGCAGGGAAAGGAAAGCCCGGAGGAACCAAUGUAAAUGCAGGAAAGGGUGGUGUGAAUGUUGAUGCUGGGAAAGGAAAGCCAGGCAGCGGCACCCAUGUCAGCGUCGGGGGCAAAGGUGUUGGUGUUGCCGCUGGAAAGCCAGGGAAGAGAACCCAUGUUGGUGUUGGCAAAGGCGGAGUAUCUGUGAGCACAGGGCACCAUGGCAAGCCCGUAAUUGUUGGGGUACGCCCAGGGCCAGGCCCGUUCAACUACAUUUAUGCUGCAACUGAGACUCAACUCCAUGAUGACCCAAAUGUAGCCCUUUUUUUCUUGGAGAAAGACAUGCAUCCAGGCAAAAUUAUGAACUUGCAAUUCACUGAAAACACUAACACAGCAACUUUCUUACCACGUCAAGUCGCCGAUUCAAUACCCUUUUCAUCUGACAAAUUGCCAGAAAUCUACAGUGAGUUUUCAGUGAAACCUGGAUCAAUGGAAGCUGCGGAGAUGGAGAAUACAAUCAAGGAAUGUGAAAGCCCUGGAAUUAAAGGAGAGGAGAAAUACUGCGCGACAUCACUAGAGUCAAUGAUUGACUUCAGCACUUCCAAAUUAGGAAAGAAUGUUCAGGCAAUCUCCACAGAAGUGGACAACCAAACCAAGAUGCAGAAGUAUACAAUUAAGACCGGAGUAAAGAAGGUGGCAGGAGACAAAUCUGUAGUGUGCCACAAGCAGAACUAUGCAUAUUCCGUCUUUUACUGCCAUGCAACGCAAACCACUAGGGCUUACACGGUUCCCUUGGAGGGUGAUGAUGGAACAAAGGCUAAAGCUGUAGCAGUGUGCCACACAGAUACGUCAGCAUGGAACCCAAAGCAUUUGGCUUUCCAGGUGCUCAACGUUAAGCCAGGAACCGUACCAGUCUGCCAUUUCCUUCCUCAGGAUCAUGUUGUGUGGUUUUCCAACUAGAAGUUUGCAAUCUGCAGUCCUGUCAUUUCCUUCUCAUCUGUCAACAGUAGUUGAAACUGGAAUGUUUUUAAGUUAUGAUCCAUUUGUUUUUAUAAUAAUAGUGUACCUAAAAACGCACUAUGUGUUAAAUGUAAUUUGUACGAUUCAAUGUCUUUUAUUAUUAGCUUUUAUGGCUGUUGUUCU
Populus trichocarpa (black cottonwood) is the source of this 1517-nucleotide messenger RNA. Its product is annotated as BURP domain protein RD22. The record is from RefSeq and is a predicted model, not a curated record. The transcript has 3 exons. The coding region runs from base 129 to 1334 and encodes 401 amino acids. NCBI's taxonomy places the organism in Eukaryota, Viridiplantae, Streptophyta, Magnoliopsida, Malpighiales, Salicaceae.